Messenger RNA from Rhineura floridana, 2800 nucleotides. RefSeq names its product tektin 4 (gene TEKT4). The transcript has 6 exons. Gene Ontology annotation, cellular component: nucleus; microtubule cytoskeleton; sperm flagellum. Gene Ontology annotation, biological process: cilium movement involved in cell motility; cilium assembly. The record is from RefSeq and is a predicted model, not a curated record. Bases 1245 to 2603 code for a protein of 452 amino acids. NCBI's taxonomy places the organism in Eukaryota, Metazoa, Chordata, Lepidosauria, Squamata, Rhineuridae.
AGACCAGGGCUCCAUACUACUCCUACCAAUGUUAGUUGGACAUUCUUGGUUCAGCACAUCAUGCUGCCUCUUGUUGUGGGUAGUGUUUCAAAUGGAAUUGUGGGUUAAAACGAAAAACUGUGAAAACAAAAACAUCAAAUCUUUUCCUUUCCCCAUAGUUCAGGGGUAACUUCUUUGCACGUAGAGGGUCCCAAGUUCAAUCCCUGGCAACUCUAGGCAGGGUCUGAAAUCCUGGAGAGCUCCUGCCACCAGGGCUGUGGAGUUGGAAUCGUGGAGUCGGAGUCGAAAGCAAUUUUAGGUGGAGUCGGAGUUGGGAGUUGGAAGAAAUGUACCGACUCCGCCUCUGGCUUCAAAAUAAAAUUAAUAUCUUAAUAUUAAUAUUAAUUUAUUAAUAUUAAUAAAUUAAUAUACAUUUGCCAUUUAUGAAGGAGUUGGAGUUGGAGAGUAGAAAAAUAGAGGAGUCGGAGGUUUGACGUACCAACUCCACAGCCCUGCCUGCCACUCAAGGCAGGCAAUACUGAGCUUCAUGCACCAAGGGUUUGACAGCUUCCCAUGUUCCAUAGCUUAGUGGCAGAGCACUUGCUUUGCAGGCAGAAGGUCCCAGGUUCAGUCAUGGUCAGGGAUGCUGGGAGGUGGAGUCCAGCAACAGAUUCCCCAUCCAAGGCAUAAAUGAUGCUGAAUUAGUCUAUAGUUUGUUUGGAAUAAUUCUGGUUUUUAUAAUCAUUGGAAGGGUAAUAUUUUAGAGUUUGGAGGCUUCAUCUUCCCGGGGUGAUUAUUUUUGGUUUCAUUUUUCAACACCAUGUUCUUAUCUAUCAGGCCAGCCCCUGGUUUUAUUUUAACCGUCUUUCUUUUCAGCCAUGCUUCUGGUGCAGACUGGCUCAGCUCCAAAACCCUUGUUCUGUUUUGCAUGUGAUGGUUUCCAGCUUUGCAGCUCGACUGGUUCGCUGCCUUCUCCCUAGGCAACGAGAGACAGUGUGAGGCCCAAUAGAACGUUCCCCACACGGCUCAUUGGCUUCAGGCAUCGCCAGGGGCAACGGAACUACAUGAAGCUUCAGGCAUUCAGUUUACAUUGCCAUGCAGCAUAAGUCUGCCUGCUCAUUGGCCGGGGAUGUUGCCCGUGGCGACGGGAAGACGCUGAUCCGAGCAAGUUUUGUAGCAGGCGAGCAUCCUGGGUGAGCCAGGGACUUUGCUGGCUGGGGAGGAACCCUCGUUGGGCAGCUUUUUUGGACCAGUGAUUGGAUUGGAUGCCUGCAGGCACCAUGUCUCACCCCAGUGUCCUGUUGACCAAGGAGCCCGCUCCCCAGUCAAUCCCGGUCUCCGAGCUGCCUAUGAAGGUUUAUGAGCCAGCCCUGAACACUGGCCCGGAUUCCUCCUGUGGAUUGGCCACUGCUGGCUUCCGCACAGCAAAGUACCUGCCCGAGGAAUGGCAGCAGCACAACUACACCCAGUACCACGAGGCCUUCGCAGACCGCGACCACUCCGAGCGGGUCCGCCAUGAGUCCCAGAACGUUGCUGCCUACACAGCAGAGUUGGCUCAGCGCACCCAGGAGGACUCCACAGCCAAGGUGGGCGAGCGCCUGCAGGACAUCCACUUCUGGAAGUCUGAGCUGCAGAGGGAGAUUGAGGACCUCACGGAGGAGACUGGCCUGCUGGCAGCCCAGAAGCUGCGGCUGGAGAGGGCCCUCGAUACCACCGAGGUCCCUUACAGCAUCGCCACGGACAAUCUGCAGUGCCGUGAGCGCAGGCAGCCUCCUGACCUGGCGAGGGACCAGGUGGAGGUGGAAUUGCUCAAGGAAGCUGAGCUCAUCAGAAACAUCCAGGAGCUACUGAAAAGAACUCUGAAGCAAGCUGUUAAUCAGAUUCAGUUAAACCGAGAUCACAAGCAGAUCUGUGAAAUGGAUUGGUCUGACAAAGUCGAAACUUACAACAUCGAUGAGAAAUGUGGAAGAUACAAUAAUCAAAGCACAAACAUUCAGUUCCACCCAAGUUCGUCAAAAUUUGAGGACAGCGCUUCCACACCAGAGACCUGGGCCAAGCACAGCCACGACAACAUCUAUCGAGCCGAGCGAGAGAAGCUGGCGUCCAUCAACCUCCGUGCCCUGAUCGACAACAUCCUCCGCGACACGGCCGAGGACUUGCGCGUGCAGUGUGACCGGGUCAAUGAGGCCUUUGCCCGGCGGUGCGAGGAGAUGGAGGAUGCCAAGCACAAGAUGGAACACCAUCUGAAGAAAACCCUUAAGGAGAUUGGAGAUCAAGAGCACAACAUCGAAGCUCUCAAGCAAGCAAUAAAAGACAAAGAGACGCCACUCAAAGUUGCUCAGACAAGGCUCUAUGACCGUUCGUUUAGGCCCAAUGUUGAUCUCUGCAGAGACUCUGCCCAGUUCAGGCUGAUCAGCGAAGUUGAAGAACUGACAGAGUCCAUUGAAGCUCUCAAGAAGAAGCUCCUUGAGUCGGAACAGUCUCUGCGGAAUCUGGAAGACACACGGAUGAGCCUUGAGAAGGAGAUUGCGGUGAAGGCCAACAGUAUUUUCAUCGACAGGCAGAAAUGCAUGGCUCAUCGCACCCGGUAUCCCACCAUCCUUAAGCUAGCAGGCUAUCAGUAGCAGCCUUCCCUCAUUUAGAGGGGACGCUCCACUUGUCUAGGCCGAUGAGGAAUGCAGUUGCAUAGGAAUGUGGUUAUUUCUGCCCCCCUCCCCCUCCCUCCAGUUUUUGGUUUGUGUCGAAAUAAAAUGUAGAAAUGUUGCCUGAAUUUGUUGAACGCUGUCCGCUUCCGGCUGCAUCCUCUUAUUUGGGAGACUUG